Molecule: messenger RNA, 5403 nt
Organism: Acanthochromis polyacanthus (spiny chromis)
Lineage: Eukaryota; Metazoa; Chordata; Actinopteri; Pomacentridae
Product: equilibrative nucleoside transporter 2
Exons: 13
Coding region: 247-1638 (463 amino acids)
Biological process (GO): guanine transport; nucleoside transmembrane transport; thymine transport
Cellular component (GO): basolateral plasma membrane; plasma membrane
Molecular function (GO): nucleoside transmembrane transporter activity
Source: RefSeq, a predicted model, not a curated record
CAUCAGGAAGGGAUUUGCAUAUUUGGGGCUGUAGUUUUACCGCAGCUGCCUGCCAUGGAGGCUGGCGUAUUAAACCACCAUUUAUUGUACUUUCCCGCCACGUGUGGUCGACGAAUUUACCGAAACAGCGAUUCGUGUCGCCGGUGAGCCAUUUUGGACUGUCUGGAAUAACCGAACAUUAUAAGAAUACAGUGACAAGAACCGACAUUUUUCUUUUUUCCUCCUCCAAGAACCUCCUGCAUCAGGAUGAAGCGCCGAACCGAUGCUCCUCAGGACCGGGGCUGGUUAGUGGGAAUCAUUUUCUUCAUUCUGGGACUGGGAACGCUGCUGCCAUGGAACUUCUUCAUGACUGCUUCACUGUAUUUCCAAGGUCGCCUAAACACAACAGAAUGGAGCAACGGCACAGUGGUGGUCCGCAAAGAGUACUACUUCAACAACUGGAUGACGCUGCUGUCCCAGCUGCCCCUGCUGCUGUUCACCCUGCUCAACUCCUUCCUGUACCAGAGGAUAUCGGAGGCAGUGCGUAUCGCCGGCAGCCUCGUCUUCGUCCUGCUGCUCUUCAUCAUCACGGCAGCGCUGGUCAAAGUGCCCAUGGAGCAGGACCGCUUCUUCUCCGUCACCAUGGCUACUAUCUGGUUCAUUAACUCGUUCGGAGCCGUGCUGCAGGGCAGUCUGUUCGGCCUGGUGGGGCUGCUGCCUCAGAAGUACAGCGCCAUCUUCAUGAGCGGCCAGGGCCUCGCCGGGACCUUCGCUGCCAUCGCCAUGCUGCUCGCCAUCGCCAGUGAUGCAGACUCCGAGUCGGCAGCUCUGGGUUACUUCAUCACACCCUGCGUGGGGACGUUGGUGACGCUCUUCAGCUACCUGCUGCUGCCACGCCUGGAGUUUGCUCAGUAUUAUCUGAACAAAAGCAGCAAGUACGAGGCGGACACCACGGACGAGCUGCUGAAAGAGAGAAGCUCGGUGGAAAACGGGAAGCUGAACGGCCACGCUAACGGGUCGGUGACCGGCGGUUCGGCAAAGGACGGCGGUGUGGUGGAGACCGAGGUGGAUCCCGAUCAGGACGGGAACAAGCAGGCCUUCCUGUCUCAGGAGCCGGAGGAGAGUCAACAAGCCUCGGUCAUAGAGGUGUUUAAAAAGAUCUGGGUGAUGGCGUUCUGUGUGACGUUCGUGUUCACCGUCACUCUGUCCGUGUUCCCCGCCGUCACUGUAGACGUCAAAACAUCGUUCCCAGGAAAAUGGGAGCGCUUCUUUAUCUCGGUGUGCUGCUUCUUGAUCUUCAACAUCAACGACUGGAUCGGUCGCACCGUCACCACGUUGAAACAGUGGCCUUCUAAGGAGUCCCGUCUGUUCCCGGCGCUGGUCGUCUCCAGGGUGGUUUUCAUCCCUCUGCUGAUGCUCUGCAACGUCCAGAGUCGCUCCUUCCUUCCCGUUUACUUUUCCCACGACGCUGCUUUCACCGUCAUCAUGACUCUCUUCUCUCUGUCCAGCGGCUACUUCGUCUGUCUGUCCAUGUCCUACGCACCACAGUUAGUGGAACCGAAGGACGCAGAGACGGCUGGAGCCCUGAUGACCUUCUUCCUGGCCCUGGGUCUGUCCAUAGGAGCCGCCCUGUCCUUCCCCCUCCGGGCUCUGGUCUAGAGACACAUACAGAGCUGCACAGACGCUUGAAUAAUCCCUCAAACACCUGAAGGAGGAAGCAUGAUAAUUAAUUUAUCAUCCGUCUGCUCCUUCUGUACGAUCUUCUUGUUUUUUUUCCCCUCAUCUUUCAGGUGGUUUCUGACGAGUUCGGGCCGUUUGGCUGUAGCAAACGGUUCAUGAAGUGGUCUCAAAGGACUGAUGAUAGGAAAUCCUUUAUGCUACUGGUUUUUAGACCAGCUUCUGACCUGAAGACAAAAGUUGGACUUUUUAUGUUGACUGUUUUACAUUUGUACUUUUAUUUAUGUUUAAUUUAGCUUUGUUUAUCCACUAGAUAAAGGGAAACUAUAGGAAGACUGACAUGAUUAGUUUCAUGUCUUCCUUGAUGUGAUUGAUUUUGCCACAAUUAAGCUUUGUUUACUCUGGUCGGCUUUUGAUAUGAGAUUUUUUUUUUUUUAAAUUUGGUUGAUGGCUUGAACGAAUGCUUUUGUUAGCUUGAUUACAUUAGUUAUUUUAGAUGUAUUUUUCUUGCAAACAUUUAGUAUUUUCUAAUGAAACUGCAGUAUGUUACAGAUGUAGAACAAAGAAAGACUUUGUGGUAAUGUUGUACUGUAACUUACAAAUGGUAGGUUAAUGACCUGCCUGAGGGACAAGAAAAGUGUCAGGGGACGGGGGCCCUGGGCCAGAGCCUCUGUUUAAAGUCACGUUUAACAUUUUAUGUUCAGAUAGAUGCAAAACUGCCACAAAGAGGCAGAAAACAACACUGAAAAAUGAACUACAAAGAGACACAAAGGAGUACUAGAAAGAAAUGCUGAAAUCACAAAUACGUACUGAAGAGAGAUGGGAACACACAAGUGUGAUACAAAACAAUGUGAGACACAAACCAGUACAGAGACUCAAAACAGCUAUGAAGAGUAUUGAAACAAUGGCAAAAAUACUUGGAAACAAUCACCUAGAGACUGAAAACAACUACAGACUCAAAACAACCUUAGAGACUCAAAACUACCACAUAAAGACUCAAAGUAACAAAGAUUCAAACCAACCACCAACAAUCCCAAAACAACAAAACCACUCAAGACUCAAAACUAACAUAAAGACUCAAAACUACAACAUAACGAGUCAAAGCUGCCAUGAGAAGACUCAAAACUACUACAGAAAGGCAUGAAAACUCAAACAAACAACAUACAGGCUCAAAACAAAGUCAUGAAGACUUAAAACUACCAGAGACUCAAAACUACUACAGAAAGGCUCAGAGCAACCACAAAUGGGUGCAAAACUCCCACAGAAACCUGAAACCUCAAAACUAAUUCUGAAAGACUGAAAACCAUCACAAACGCUGUAAACGACCACCAAGAGACUCCAAACAACAACAAAUGGGUACAAAAACCCACCAACAGGUACAAAGAAACCAGACUCAAGAGUCCAAACAUCCACCAAGAGACUGAAAACAGCCACAGAGACGUGCAAAUUGACUGCACUGUUUCCAGUGAAAGUGUCUUUUAUAGGUGGGAGUCUUGCUGCUAUGUAGCUUUACCUUUAACAUGUAUGUUUAGUGGUUGGUUGUCUCAUUAAUCGGUACAUUUAGUCUCUUAGUUACCUCUAUGGACCUACAGCACCAGCAAGUAGACUACUACUGCCAUCUGCUGGUCAAUAAAUGUCGUUUUUUUUUAAAACCUCAUGGUUAAACAUGCUGUGACAGUCAGAGGACGGUACUGGCAGGAUGUUUACUGCAAGUUCUCUUCUACUCUCUGGAGUCUGAACUCUUGACAUAGGAAGUGGUUUUACUUCGGUUUCUUGGGAUCUUUAACUGCAGUUUAAUGGUUGGACGAACCAACAGACUGACGCUUUUUGUUACAUUGAGCCAUUGAUGCACAAUCACAUGUGAAUAUUGGCGCAAUUGUGAAAAUACAGAUGUUUAUGUACUGUUAUACAGCUGUUGUUUUGGCCGUUUAACUGUGUCAGAUUGUUUUGGGUUUGUAUACAAUGUAGACCAAUGUGCCAUGCUGCAGUAACAACUUUUGCUUUUCUGAUUCUAAUACACACAUGUACACAAACAACCAUUAUAGCUCAAGAUCCACAAUCACCAUUAACUCAUAUAGGAAGUUCUGCAUUUAUUCUUUUUUAAAGUGUAUUUGUUUUCAGCUGAAUCUGUAAAUGAAGACUUUAAGGAUGUCCAGUUCAUGUAAAUAAGCUUCAAAACGAACCAAGGGCUGAGACUUGGAGGGAGCAAUUUUAAUGUUUUAUUUUUUAUUUAAAAGCGGGACCUCAUUUAUGCAACGCCACAAGGAGUUGUUGUCAUGGCAACUAUGGAUCACGCGUGGUCCUGAACUGAAAAGGUAGUCGACGCCGACUAAAAGUUGAACACUGCCGCUUUAUUCGGAAGCUAAAUUUCCCACAUUCAGUCGCUGCAGCAUCAGUAAAACGGAGUGUGUUCAUGUUGUAGUGACUUCAGGACCCUGAAACGCGAAACGGAUCAAAGAUAUGGACUUUUAAACGAUGAGAUUCUCAGGCUGGACGUACAGGAAGUAGCUGCAGGUGUAAUACGGUUUAAAAUGUCCAUGUUUUGUUGGGUUUAAUACAGAUCGUGGUGGUGUUGCCAGUCGUUUUUGGUGCGUCCAUCGCAACAUUUCACCCUGCUGUGUGUUUUUUUUUUUUUUUUUCCUCCAACCACGUCAUUACUGACUGAUCCAUGGCCGGUUCACUGCAGUAAAGGGAAUUCAUGCCUGUUUUAAUGUAUCUGUACAGACUGGGUGUAAAUAAAUGGAUGAACCAACUUUGUGUUUGACUAAAAAAAAAAAAAAGGGUGAUUUGUUUGACAGAUCCUCACCGGAGGCCAGAUUUGUUGUUGGUAAAUGUGGUCGCUUAGCAACACGGUCUUUUGUGUGGCUGUGAGAAAGAACAGGCGUGUACAGUUAGACAAAAGCGAGGCACUCAUCAUGGGAACGGGUGAAGCUCUGAGACAAAGUUUAGGUGUUGAUAUGAUUCAUGUUCUAAUAUAUCUGAAACUUUACUACAAUGCUCUACAUGUUUGCAAACAUUUAUUGUACAUUUUCCCUCCUAACUGUGACGAACGGCGCAACAUCCCAGAAUCCGAGGCAGGAAAAGAAGCAGCACGUGCAGCCAUGAUCAUUCCUCCUUCAGGGGACAAUAUGAUUAUAAUGGGACAGAUUUCCUGCAAGACCUCAUGCUGCAUUGCCCUUGAUACGAUUAUAAUGCGAUAUGUUGCAGUAUGCAAUCUGAUUAUAAUUAUACUGUGAUAUGUUCCAGAUAAUAUGAUUAUAUUGCGAUAUGUUGGCGACGAUGCAGUUAUAUUGCGAUAUAGGUUGCAGACAGUACGAUCAUAUCGCGAUAUGUUAGCAACAAUAUGAUUGCAAUGCGACAUAUUGACAACACUAUUCUAUUGCAUUAUCUUGGCGACAAUACGAUUGCAAUAUGUUGGCAACAAUGUAAUCAUAUUGCGAUGUUUUCUUUGUCUAUCCUGUUGUGUUAAAAGAACCAGAUGAGCUGGAUAAUCGCCAUGAAGUUUAAAGAACCUUUAUACAGCUGAUGUUUUUAAUGUUUUUUUGUAGAAGUGAGUCAGCAGGAAGCAGCACACAGAGCAUCCAUUUCUUCCCUGUAUUAUUUAUUGAAAACCCAGCAGUCGUCUUUAAUGCCUGUUGUGUCUGUACAGGCGGAGUCAGGAGAUGUGGUAAACUAAACUAGCUGUCAUUCAGUUGUCAAGAAAAUAAGUAAAAGGACAAAAAGACAAAAAAAAAAAAAAAAAAGAAA